AUGAUUAUCAUAUUGCAAAUGGGUGUUCUGAGUGUUUUCUAUAUCUUCAUGGCACUUCAUGUUAAAGAGAUUGUCGAGACGAUAUGGCCAGAAUGCCAGCUGAGAACAUCAGUCUAUAUGUUCAUAGUGUUCGUACCUCUUGUAUUGAUCAAUUAUAUUCGAACAUUGCGAGUAAUCGCCGUGUUCAGUUGGAUCGCCAAUAUCCUCAUGCUUACCUCUUUCGUUAUCAUUUUCCAGGAUUUACUGCGGUCAGAACACGUCACGAGCACACUGCCGUGGAUAACAGAUUUUGACAGUUUAGCAACUGCGGCCGGAGCAAUAUUGUAUUCGUUUGAAGGCCAAGCCAUUGUGAGUGCACAUUCAAUUCAUGCGGGAUUUCGAAAGCAUCAAUUGACCUGA
This is a messenger RNA of Anisakis simplex (herring worm), 399 nucleotides long. The record is from the annotation of a GenBank genome assembly. Lineage: Eukaryota; Metazoa; Nematoda; Chromadorea; Rhabditida; Anisakidae.